ACGUUUACGGGUGUGAAAAAUACGAGCACGGGUGUCACGUGCAAUCGUUUAUGUUUUUAAAGCAGCUUUCCAUAGAACACUAAAGUGAAGAAGAGGAAGGAGAAAAUGGAGGAAGACAACCUUUCACUGGUCUUGCACAGUAAAGGCGAUUUAAGGCUGGAACAACGUCCCAUACCAGAGCCUGGAGCUGAUGAGGUUUUACUUCAGAUGCACUCAGUCGGGAUCUGCGGCUCCGAUGUGCACUACUGGCUGAAUGGACGUAUUGGGGACUUUGUCCUUCAGAAGCCGAUGGUCCUGGGCCAUGAGGCAGCCGGGCGAGUGGUUAAAGUGGGAUCUGCAGUCACCCACCUCAAACCAGGUGAUAGGGUGGCUGUUGAACCUGGAGUUCCCCGAGAAAUGGACGAGUUUUUCAAAUCUGGACGUUACAACUUAUCACCUACUAUCUUCUUCUGUGCCACACCACCUGAUGACGGGAACCUCUGCAGAUACUACACACACAAUGCCAAUUUCUGCUACAAGCUUCCUGAAAAUGUGAGCUACGAGGAAGGGGCUCUGAUUGAACCGCUCUCAGUAGGGAUUCAUGCAUGCAGGAGAGCUGGAGUUACUCUGGGCAGCUGUGUGUUCAUCUGUGGAGCAGGACCAAUCGGCCUGGUCACCCUGUUGGUAGCUAAAUCCAUGGGAGCCUCUCAAGUGCUUAUAAGUGACCUAUCUGGUGAUAGGCUGGCCAAGGCGAAAGAGUUAGGUGCUGACUUCGUUUUUCCUGUUAAGAGAGAGGAUACACCACAGGAAAUGGCCAAACGUGUGAGUGGUAUGCUGGGGGGCAUGCCUCACAUCACCAUCGAGUGUUCUGGUGUCGAGAGUAGCAUCCAAACUGCAAUCUAUGCCACACGCUCUGGAGGUGUAGUUGUUCUGGUUGGACUCGGUGCUGAAAUGACCACAGUGCCUCUCGUUAACGCUGCUGUCAGAGAAGUGGACAUCCGAGGCGUGUUCCGAUACUGCAAUACGUGGCCUAUGGCUAUUUCUAUGCUGGCAUCUAAGCGUGUGAAUGUAAAGCCACUGAUCACACACCGCUUUCCACUGGAGCAAGCUGUGCAGGCGUUUGAGACGACUAGACAAGGCAUCGGGAUCAAAGUUAUGCUGAAAUGUGACAAAAAUGACCAGAAACCAUAAGAAAUGAAAGAAAACGAAAUCUCUCCCCUUUAAUAAAACAGUUCAAUCUGGUCUGACUUCAAUUUUAGAAUUAUUACAGCCUAGCCAACCAUGUAUUUCAUCAUAAUUUUAUGAACAUACUGUAAUGGAUAUCGUGGUCAAAUUAAAUGAGAGUUUUUAUAAUCAUGUGUUACAGUAACUUUGGGCUGCAUUUCUAUAAGUUAAACCUACAGCAGAUAAGUUCAUACAUGGUGAGAAAUGAGUUUGCCCUGUUCUAAUGUUUGUCCUGUUCCUUUACAAGAGAAUGAAUGAAAAUAGACUCUUAAAUGAAGGGUAUUUUGCUAGAUGUUGUAUGAUGUGAUUAUAACCACCAGGGGGUAACAGAACUCUACAUACUGGAGUAAUUAAUAAUCACAGACAGGAUUCAUAACUCAACCUCAUCACAAUUAUGGCAGUAGAUUUCGGAGAGCCAUCGAUGUUUGCCAGGGGACCAUUAUAUAUUUAUUUGGAAAUCGUAACCCCCUACUAUGACGAACGAUUUUUAAAAAAUAGUUAUCCUCUUUAAUGCAGCUUAAGCCAGACCUACAUAACAUAAAUAAAGUCAACUUGGACCUACA
This is a messenger RNA of Tachysurus fulvidraco (yellow catfish), 1766 nucleotides long. RefSeq names its product sorbitol dehydrogenase (gene sord). Gene Ontology annotation, molecular function: zinc ion binding; L-iditol 2-dehydrogenase (NAD+) activity. NCBI's taxonomy places the organism in Eukaryota, Metazoa, Chordata, Actinopteri, Siluriformes, Bagridae. Gene Ontology annotation, biological process: D-sorbitol catabolic process. Bases 106 to 1170 code for a protein of 354 amino acids. The transcript is spliced from 9 exons. The record is from RefSeq and is a predicted model, not a curated record.